AUGAGCAACAGACACCAAAACCGUCAUGUUAUAGCUUCAAAUCAAGGCACUUCCAAGGUUGGUAAGGACAAAUUUGCCACCAGUACUCCAAAGAGUCAGAAAUCAAGGAAAAAUACUGGCAGGUCCAAUGAAAUAACGGACCGUUUCAUUCCACAAAUGGCGUCUGGGACUGCUUUCAGGUCAGCCCGAAGACUGCAAACUUUGGAUGUUGCUACUGAAGGUCUCAAUGAAAGUAAUUCCAGCAUGGGCUCCCCAUCUCACCUGAGUAUGCCUGGGUUUUUCCGCGACCUAAGAUCUAGGGUGCACUACAAUUCGAUAAUUGCAAACCGCUCCAUAACGACACCACCUACGCCAAAUGAGAAGCUUGAGCUACAGAAGCUACUCAGUUUUCAGAAGCUCUAUCGGCAACAUGUGGCGGACGCGUUAGGUUUGUACUCUGACAAUCGCGUCUAUCAAUUCGCAGCCGCCGAGGUCCAUAGCGCUAAAACUGCUGCUGAUUCAAAACAAGCCGCCUCGGGAUCGUACACACCAAAUAACUCAAGGGUAGAUCCACUGCUGUCUAUUUUGGCACCAAAUCAAGUUCUGUCAUAUUUGGUCUCCCAAACGUUUUCCAAAAGCUUGAGAACCAAAAGCCUUGUGCCAACAACUCCAAGGCCAAAAACGAGACCCAAAUCCCACGUCCCAUAUCGCGUGCUUGAUGCGCCCUCUCUUCGCAAUGACUUCUACUGCAAUUUGGUCUCCUGGUCUAAUAAGACAGAGAAUAUUGCGGUGGGUCUCGGUUGUGCAGUUUACUUGUGGUCAAACAAGAGGGGGGCUGCCAAUGUGCUACAUUAUUCUUUUUUACAGUCGCGCAAAGAUUAUGUGACUUGCGUGGCCUUCUCGCCCUUUGACGAGCAUUUGGCUGUUGGUACCAAGCAAGGGCGGAUAAUGCUGUUUGAUCAAGUAGAUGACGAGGAACCUAGCUGGGAUGGUAACAAACCUAAAUCUGUGGGGACCGAUGAUUCCAUCACGGGUGUUUGCUGUCUUGAGUGGAUGCAUCGAGAUGGAAAAACCUAUUUGUUGGUUGGGCAAGAGAACGGCAGCGUCCACAUCGUUGAAGUGCUUUCUGAAUCUACUCGUCAAUUUGAACACGAAGAAGGCCUGGAGCUUCAAUUGUCGGGUGACUUCAGACAGCUUGAAAACGUUCAAGACACCAACGGUGAAUUUCCCGUUGUUGGUGGCCGAGCUCGUGAGAUGAAUUCGACAGGCGCACAGAAAAAACUGAACAAGCUUCAGAAUAACAAAUCGGUCUUCCGAACUACAUCGAAAAUUAAAGCUCAGAGCCAACAAGUUUGCGGUCUCUCCCUGGAUAGAAGUGCAACCCAGUUGGCAGUUGGCGGUAACGACAACUCGUGCACGAUCUGGGAUAUAACAGAAUUGCAGUCCAUAAAACUCCAAUUUGUGCUUCCACACAAAGCAGCCGUUAAAGCUGUGGCCUUCUGUCCUUGGUCAAAAUCACUUUUAGCCACUGGCGCUGGUAGCAAAGAUCGUAAUAUUCGCUUUUGGCAUACAAAAUCGGGAACAUUGCUUAGCGAGACAAAGGCGCCGGGCCAAAUCACUUCACUAAUAUGGUCACUUCGCCAGAAGCAAAUUGUUGCGACUUUUGGAUUUGGAGACGCUGAAAAACCGACAUUGGUGUCAGUAUAUUCUUACCCGUCGAUGACACCCACUCUGGAGGUGCACUCUGUGACCUCACUUCGAGUCCUGAGCGCCGUUCCGUCCCCAAAUUUUGGAUCAAUAUGUGUGGCUACGAAUGACGAGACUGUGAGAUUUUAUGAGCUUUGGAGUCUGAAGGACUGCACGAUUUUCGAGGCCCAAGAGAAGGGCAUUUAUGGAAGCGAUUUAAUCGAGUACACUGAGGGAAUCCAAAAGGGCCACGAACAGAUCCGAUGA
This is a messenger RNA of Lachancea meyersii CBS 8951, 1932 nucleotides long. The record is from the annotation of a GenBank genome assembly. Lineage: Eukaryota; Fungi; Ascomycota; Saccharomycetes; Saccharomycetales; Saccharomycetaceae.